Eptesicus fuscus (big brown bat) is the source of this 1207-nucleotide messenger RNA. It is a transcript of the gene ZCRB1, whose product is annotated as zinc finger CCHC-type and RNA binding motif containing 1. Gene Ontology annotation, molecular function: RNA binding; zinc ion binding. The transcript is spliced from 9 exons. Gene Ontology annotation, cellular component: U12-type spliceosomal complex. The coding region runs from base 82 to 735 and encodes 217 amino acids. Gene Ontology annotation, biological process: mRNA splicing, via spliceosome. NCBI's taxonomy places the organism in Eukaryota, Metazoa, Chordata, Mammalia, Chiroptera, Vespertilionidae. The record is from RefSeq and is a predicted model, not a curated record.
CGUCGGGGUUGAGCGCCCCCCCCUCCCCGGAGCCGAGGGCUCGCGCUCUUCCGAUCGCCCGGGCCCGCCCCGCUGGAAGAAAUGAGUGGUGGAUUGGCCCCAAGUAAAAGCACAGUGUAUGUAUCCAACUUGCCCUUUUCCCUGACCAACAAUGACUUAUACCGGAUAUUUUCCAAGUAUGGCAAAGUUGUAAAGGUUACUAUAAUGAAAGAUAAAGAUACCAGGAAGAGUAAAGGUGUUGCAUUUAUUUUGUUUUUGGAUAAAGACUCUGCACAAAAUUGUACCAGGGCAAUAAACAACAAACAGUUAUUUGGUAGAGUGAUAAAAGCAAGCAUUGCUAUUGACAAUGGAAGAGCAGCUGAGUUCAUCCGAAGACGAAACUACUUUGAUAAAUCUAAGUGUUAUGAAUGUGGGGAAAGUGGACACUUAAGUUAUGCCUGUCCUAAAAAUAUGCUUGGAGAACGUGAACCUCCAAAGAAGAAAGAGAAAAAGAAAAAAAAGAAAAUUCCUGAACCAGAAGAAGAAAUUGAAGAAGUAGAGGAAAGUGAAGAUGAAGGAGAAGAUCCUGCUCUUGACAGCCUCAGUCAGGCCAUAGCUUUCCAGCAAGCCAGAAUUGAAGAAGAGCAAAAAAGGUGGAAACCCAGUUCAGAGGGUCCCUCAACCUCUGAUGAUUCAAGACGCCCAAGGAUAAAGAAAAGCACAUAUUUCAGUGAUGAGGAAGAACUUAGUGAUUAAAAUUAUAUUUAUUAUAUUUGAAAGUAUCCAUUUGGAAAUUGGGUUGAAUGUAUGUUAAAACAAUUGGAAUUUAUGCGAGAAAAAAAGAUACAUAAAAUGUGCAGAAGAUUGAAAGGAGUAGUUUUAUUUUUUUAGGACCAAGUUUUAUGAAGUUAUCCCAUAGCACUAAUGGUGAGUAAUUCAGAACUUAAAUACAUUUGGAAAAAUAAUUAUGCCUAUUAUACUGCCUUACUAAACACAAAUAUACAAAAAAUCCUGUGCCGAAAACAAAUCAGUUUCACUAAAAGAGAGAUGUUGACAGGAAGCCAGGAAGGCUGAUCAACAACCUUAAUUGCUCUAACCACUCACCCUUUAGUUGAGACAUUGUUAGCUGAAGCAACCUCCACCUUUGUUUGACACAUGUAAGUUUCUGUUAUUUCCUGCCUAAGGGCUACAUGUAAGUUUCUGUUUAUCCUGGCUAAGAUGUUUUCCC